AUGUCUUCUCACAAGACAUUCAGAAACAAGCGAUUCCUGGCCAAGAAACAAAAGCAAGACCGGCCCAUUCCUCAGUGGAUUUGGAUGAAAACUGGUAACAAGAUCAGGUACAACUCCAAGAGAAGACACUGA
Messenger RNA from Acomys russatus (golden spiny mouse), 132 nucleotides. Its product is annotated as 60S ribosomal protein L39-like. Bases 1 to 132 code for a protein of 43 amino acids. Gene Ontology annotation, biological process: translation. Gene Ontology annotation, cellular component: cytosolic large ribosomal subunit; ribosome. The transcript has a single exon. The record is from RefSeq and is a predicted model, not a curated record. Lineage: Eukaryota; Metazoa; Chordata; Mammalia; Rodentia; Muridae. Gene Ontology annotation, molecular function: structural constituent of ribosome.